Messenger RNA from Oncorhynchus nerka (sockeye salmon), 1734 nucleotides. RefSeq names its product glycophorin-C-like. NCBI's taxonomy places the organism in Eukaryota, Metazoa, Chordata, Actinopteri, Salmoniformes, Salmonidae. Gene Ontology annotation, cellular component: cortical cytoskeleton; membrane. The record is from RefSeq and is a predicted model, not a curated record. The transcript has 4 exons. Bases 473 to 793 code for a protein of 106 amino acids.
AUCAUUUGCUUGUUGCUGGGAGGGGCCUCUCGGUCCAUUGGUUGAGCAGAAGAGAUCAUUAGUUAGGGGAUUGAGUUUACAGGCACUGGGGGGGGAAAGUACAGUUCACAUGCUGCACAGCACACCCGGUUUUCAGGGCGAGAUUUUUAAAAAGGAGUGUUGUCUACAGACAGUAUUUGAGUGAACGGUAUAAGGUGAAAGAUUGGUGAAGAGGGAGGACUGACUGACUAAAUAUUCUGUUGCUCUGUUCUGAAUAACAGUUUCUUCUUGGAGAGUGGAGUUAGAGAGUGUAGGCAGGAAUUCUUGGAAACGUGGUGCUGUGCAGCUCUGGAAAUUUGGAUCCCCCUUUACCCUCCAAAUUCCAUCUCUCUAUUGCUCUCUCUCUCUCUUUCUCCUUCUCUUCCUCUCCCUGUCAGCUGUCCCGCUCAAUCCCCCUCUCCUGACGUCCUGCCUGACACCCGCUCUGCUCGACAUGGAGAACUCCACGGCUGUGGCCUUUAACGCGACCCCGGAUCAAGCGAAACCAGAAGCCAUGACACAACUCAUGCCAACCAAUUACGAUGUGGACGAUGGAUACUUGGAUGCCAUACUAGGCGCUGUCAUUGCUGCUGUGGUCCUGGUGUUGGUGUGCCUGGCGGUUGUAGUAAUUCGCUAUAUGUACCGGCACAAGGGCACCUACCACACCAACGAGGCCAAGGGCACUGAGUUUGCCGAAACAGCGGAUGCGGCGCUCCGGGGCGACCCGGCUCUGCAGGAUGCCAUGGACGAGAGCAAGAAGGAGUACUUUAUCUGAGCAGUGGCGUCCCCUGCUGUUUACAGUGGACUUUAGGCUAUGGACCCUAGGUAUUUUGGGGUUGGAGAAUAGAAAGUCUGGAGACUGGAUGAAAAUGACCUUGCUAUACUUAAGUGAAUAGUGCCCUUUCAGUUAAAGAUUAUAUGCUUCUAUAGCUAAAGGCCUCUUUUCCUGAUGAGACUGGCUAAAGGUCUCUUUUCCUGAUGAGACUGGCUAAAGGUCUCUUUUCCUGAUGAGACUGGCUAAAGGUCUCUUUUCCUGAUGAGACUGGCACUUGAUGAGACUCUGAUCAGUGACUGAAUAACAAUUUACCAAAGAUGCAUCUUAAUAACAAUAAUAUUAAUUCAGUAUUCUUCCCCCCCUACCAGUUUUCCUCUUUAAUAUAUUUGGCAUAUCACCUAACAGAUAGAUACAAAACAUUGACUUUGCUAUUAGGAGGCUAUAUUUGAAGAGUUGAUUUCCAAAAUGUUAUAUCCACCAAUUUUUCACAUUUGUGUUUUUUCAUCAGAAAUGAUUGCUUAUACAUGUGUGUGUAAAAUAUUACUGUUCUCAGAUUUUUUAUUCAUUGAUUUUAGAUGUGUAUAAAAAUGUGUUUCUUUUUGCUAAAUGCUACAUAUCAAUUGUUUAGCUACAAUGGAAUGUUCAUAUCCUGUUUAUUUGACUGUGAUAUGUGGUUGUGUCAGCUAGCUAUCUUAAGGUUAAUGCACUUACUGUAAGUUGCUCUGCAUAAGAGACUCUGCUAAAUUACUUAAAUGUCAAAUGUAAACAUAUGGAAUUGUUUUAAGAUGUCAUACCAUGGAUCAUUUAUCUAUUGGAUUUUCAUUUUUAGGAUCCCUGUAGGUAUCCCCCCAAAAAUAUGUUAAAAAAAUAUAUGAUACAGUAUUGAAUUUGAUCUUUACGACUACAGCCCAUGGAGACUCAUUAAAUAACAUCAUCAUCAA